AUGGAGGACGUCAGGCGCUCGGAAUUCUCGCCAAACGAGACCGAAAAGGGGGCUCAAACACCGCAAGAGGGAACCACAGAUGGAACUCACCUGUCAACGACCCAUGAUGAUGCCCAGAUCCCCCCUAUGGACGGUGGACUCAACGCGUGGCUUUUCCUUGCAGCAUGUUUUGCCAUGGAGGCUCUUGUCUGGGGAUUUGCUUUCACGUAUGGUGUUUUCCAAGCAUACUACAGCGAGAUCCCCCAGUUCAAAGAUUCGGGAAACAUAGCGGUGGUAGGAACAUGCGCAAUGGGAAUCAUGUAUCUUGAUAUUCCACUUGUCUUUGCCGCUUACCGACAAUGGCCGCGUUUCCAGCGUCUCGGUUGUGGUAUCGGUGUGCUCAUGAUGUGCGCAGCUCUUGGCCUCAGUUCCCUCGCCACAAACACCAACCACCUCAUCAUUGCUCAAGGUAUCUUCUAUGCCCUGGGCGGCAGUGUCGCAUACGCUCCUUGUAUCCUCCUGAUGGAAGAAUGGUUCGAUCGACGAAAGGGCCUGGCAUUCGGUGUCAUGUGGGCAGGUACUGGACUUGGCGGCGCCGUCCUGCCAAUCGUCAUUGAGCAAUUGCUAGGCAAAUACGGAUUCCGUAUCACCCUGCGGGGCUUCGCGGUAGUCUUGUUCGUCCUCACUGCGCCGCUGGUCUACUUUGUCAAACCGCGCGUGCCAAUCCCAGCAAGCAGACCGAGUCCGCCACCUCCUAACAUGCGGUUUCUCUUCACGUCGACAUUUGCAAUCUUUGAGCUCUGUAAUACCGUCGAGGCACUUGGGUUUUUCCUACCAUCUCUCUACCUCCCGACUUACGCCGGUAUGCUCGGAGCGUCGACAUCACUCCAGGCACUGACGGUUAUCCUCUUCAACUCGGCAUCUGUCGUCGGAUGUGUAUUGAUGGGUGCGAUCAUCGAUAAGCUCGAUGUGACUGUCUGUAUCCUGGUAAACACAGUCGUCUCCAGUAUCGGCGUAUUCCUCAUUUGGGGCUUCUCGAUGUCUCUGGCCCCGUUGUUCAUCUUCUCCAUAGUGUAUGGUCUGGCCGCAGGCUCAUAUACCAGUACAUGGCCCGGUAUCAUGCGCGAUGUGGUGAAGAAAACACCAUCCGCGGAAUCGAGCAUGGUGUUUUCGUCUCUUGCGGCUGGUAGAGGUAUUGGAAACUUGGUCUCCGGUCCCCUGAGCGAGACUCUUGUCAAGGGCAUGCCGUGGGAAGGAACCGUUGGAUAUGGAUAUGGGAGUGGAUAUGGGUCAUUGAUUGUUUUCACGGGGGUGACAGGUGUCGUGGGUGGUGGAAGUUAUCUUGCCCGUCGCAUGAAGUGGCUGUGA
Molecule: messenger RNA, 1347 nt
Organism: Penicillium brevicompactum
Lineage: Eukaryota; Fungi; Ascomycota; Eurotiomycetes; Eurotiales; Aspergillaceae
Product: Major facilitator superfamily domain general substrate transporter
Exons: 2
Coding region: 1-1347 (448 amino acids)
Biological process (GO): transmembrane transport
Cellular component (GO): fungal-type vacuole membrane
Molecular function (GO): transmembrane transporter activity
Source: RefSeq, a predicted model, not a curated record